Anguilla rostrata (American eel) is the source of this 1391-nucleotide messenger RNA. Its product is annotated as lysM and putative peptidoglycan-binding domain-containing protein 2-like. The record is from RefSeq and is a predicted model, not a curated record. NCBI's taxonomy places the organism in Eukaryota, Metazoa, Chordata, Actinopteri, Anguilliformes, Anguillidae. The transcript is spliced from 3 exons. The coding region runs from base 29 to 679 and encodes 216 amino acids.
AGCAACCUCAUUAUUUAUUGAAAAGAAGAUGGCGGAGUUUUCCCCAGUCUUGUCACUGCGGGAUGGAGGCCGGUUCGGGCAACCAAUCUUUCCCAGAUCACGGUCCGGAUCAGAGUCUGAAAGUGAACUGUCACAGAGCUUGGCCCGAACCAAGACUCGUUCAUAUGGAAGUACAGCCAGCGUUACAGCACCUUUGGGAGAAAAAUAUAUCGUCCAUCGGGUUACGGACAGUGACACGCUGCAAGGGAUAGCUCUCAAAUACGGCGUUACGAUGGAACAAAUAAAAAGGGCAAACAAGCUUUUUGGGAACGAUUGUAUAUUUUUACGGAACAGUCUGAACAUUCCAGUGCGCUCGGUGAAAUCUGAGCUCUUCAACGGACUCACAACUUUAGAGUCUCCUGAGAGCGAGGCUGGGGAUGGCUGUACAGUACCGGAAGGGUCCAGUAUGAUUCUGGACACAGAGGGAGAUUCUUCACCCUCCACUUCACCCACCCUCAGUACCCAGGAGCUCGAUAGCCGACCCUCCCAGCCAGAGGAGCUGUCAGCCAAGGACUACUUGCACAGACUGGACUUGCAGAUUAAAAUAUCAAAACAAGCUGCUAGGAAACUGAAAGAGGAGGAUGUCAGGGAUGUUGAAGAUGAUGCCUCGGUCACAAAGUCAUCGUACCAGGAAAUAUGAUAAAAGGAACUAGGAAGCAGACUUUUAUUUCAUUUAGGCAUUUUUUGAGGAGUAACAGUUAUGCUGUUUGACAACAUCCGUUUUUCAUCCCUUUAAGAUUAUUUUUUAAUGCUUUACCAGACCAUGAAAUGGGAUUUUGUCUGUGCAUUUCUACUGAGGUGUUUUGCCUUUUUACUAUUGUUUUUUUUUUUUUUUUUUACUAUUGCUUAUUUCAUCAGUGUGUCAUUUUAGUUUUUGGGAGAAAAUGUUUGGAGCAAUGGGUAAUCAUAGCUUUACACCCAUAUUGCCUGUUUCACAUACUGUGGUACCAAUGAUUUCUUGUUAUUUCUUUGGGAAAUGCUGAACUCAGUGUCAGCAGGAGGAUAUGCAAUAGAAUGUCUGUGAACAUGUAGGCCUAUACUAUUUAAACUCCUUACUGAAACGCUGUAGCAGUAAUGCAUAUAUAAUUAUAUGUAUCUAUAUUCCAAUAUUUUUUACUGAAAACAAUUAAUUUGGAAAUGUUGCCAUUUGGAUUCCGAGAUUGUGUUUUGUUUGCAGAUAACAAGCUGUUUUAAGAAAGGGGGAAAUAUAUUUGAAGUGUGAAUGUGUUGUUUCGGGUGGGUGUGAUGUGUAUAGUUUGUGCUGAAUACAAUUUAAGCAGUGGCUUUGAUUGUUUUAUUGUGCUUUUCUGUUUGUCCAUUUUGAGGGAAAAUAAAAGUAACUAUAAAUCAAA